Messenger RNA from Chironomus riparius, 942 nucleotides. The record is from the annotation of a GenBank genome assembly. Lineage: Eukaryota; Metazoa; Arthropoda; Insecta; Diptera; Chironomidae.
AUGGCAAAGGUUAACUCGUGGUUGUUGGUGAAUUUAGGUUGUGAGAUGCUGUAUAUCAUCGAUCAACGGCUGAUUGCUCAAAAUAUUGAGAAGGAGAAGUCAUCAAAAGUCAUGAGAGAUGUCACUAACGCAUUGUUGUCACCAACAUUUUUCACCUACAUAUCAACUACAUUUUCUGACGAAAUCAUGUCAUUGGCACAAGCUAGAAUCCUUUUAACUGAUAUUGCAUGCUGUUCACUGAUGCGACUUGACGUCCAUUCACUAGAUAAGCUUUUUGAUUUGAUGGUGAUGAUUUUUAAAUGGCAAAUGUUCUUGAUGAACAGCCCUGAUGAUUUGUUGUCGAUAACAUUGAGGCAUUUGCAGGGAAUCUCAAGGAUUAUGCCAGACAAAGCCAAAAUGAUACUUAUCGAUCAAGCAAAUCAAAACUUUUUCACAUCGUGGAGGGAAUACAAUGAAGAAUAUAAAUACUCUGUCGUGAGGAAAAUAAAUAGAUUUUUGGCACCGCACAACAUUCGUAUUUCCUUACUGAUUCGCAUGAAACUUCAAUUACGGGAUGGAUCGUUUGUUGAUAAAUCCAAUCCAAAUGAUUUUCUCAGUUAUUACGUCCAUAAUGUUGGUGAGAAUAUUUAUGAGAAGGUGAAUCACUUUCCACAGUGUCAAAAUGCCGGAAAUAAUGAUGAAAAGCAGGCAUCGCAGGAAAUUGAUUUUCUUUUUCAACAAUUUAAAGUUGACUUGUCUGAUGAAGUCAUUGAUGAUAAAAUGGAAUUAAAAACAGACAGCAAGGAUGAAAAGCAAGACGACACAAUACCGACUGAUCAGAAAAAGACUUUAGAUGAGUUAAAAAAGAAGUGCAAACUUGAUGUAACACCCCAGCACAAUGACUUACAAGCUGAUGAUAAUUUUCAGGAAUUAUUAAACAUGUUGGGCAACAACGGCUCAUAA